CCUGGUGGAGGACAUGUCCAUGAUGACCCACCUCAACGAAGCCUCGGUCCUACACAACCUUCGUCAACGCUACGCCCACUGGAUGAUCUAUACUUACUCAGGCUUGUUUUGUGUCACCAUCAAUCCCUACAAGUGGCUUCCGGUCUACACUGCCCCUGUGGUAGCUGCUUACAAGGGCAAGCGUCGCACGGAGGCGCCCCCCCACAUCUACUCUGUGGCAGACAACGCCUACCACUCCAUGCUGCAGAAUCGAGAAAACCAGUCCAUGCUUAUCACCAAUUUUUGGCAACCAAGACUGGGGGAACCCUCGAAGAUCAAAUCAUCGAAGCCAACCCAGCUUUGGAGGCCUUUGGGAAUGCCAAGACCCUGAGGAAUGACAAUUCCUCCCGUUUUGGAAAGUUCAUCCGGAUCCACUUUGGACCAUCAGGAAAGCUGGCGUCUGCCGAUAUCGAUAGUUACCUCCUGGAGAAAUCCCGAGUGAUCUUCCAGCUGCCUGGGGAACGAGGCUAUCAUAUCUAUUACCAGAUUCUGUCGGGGAAGAAACCAGAGCUGCAGGAUAUGCUGCUGCUCUCUCUGAACCCCUAUGACUACCACUUCUGCAGCCAGGGCGUCACAACUGUGGACAAUAUGGAUGACGGACAAGAGCUGAUCGCAACUGAUCAUGCCAUGGACAUUCUGGGCUUCAGUGUGGAUGAAAAAUGUGCCUGCUACAAAGUAGUGGGGGCUCUGAUGCACUUCGGCAACAUGAAAUUCAAGCAGAAGCAGCGGGAGGAGCAGGCAGAGGCUGACGGCACUGAAAGUGCAGAUAAGGCUGCCUACUUGAUGGGAAUUAGCAGUGGGGACCUCCUAAAGGGGCUGCUGCACCCUCGAGUCAAAGUGGGAAAUGAGUUUGUGACCAAGGGACAAAGUGUGGAGCAGGUGGUGUUUGCCGUGGGGGCUCUGGCUAAAGCUACGUACGACCGGCUCUUUAGAUGGUUGGUCAUGCGUAUUAACCGAACCCUGGACACCAAGCUGGCCCGGCAGUUCUUCAUUGGGGUGCUAGACAUCGCUGGCUUUGAGAUCUUUGAGUUUAACUCCUUCGAGCAGCUGUGCAUCAAUUUCACCAAUGAGAAGCUCCAGCAGUUCUUUAACCAGCACAUGUUCGUGCUAGAGCAAGAGGAGUAUCGCCGGGAGGGCAUUGAGUGGGUGUUCAUUGACUUUGGCCUUGACCUACAGCCCUGCAUUGACCUCAUUGAGAAGCCGAUGGGAAUCCUCUCCAUCCUAGAGGAGGAGUGCAUGUUUCCCAAGGCCUCUGACGUGAGCUUCCGGGCCAAGCUCUACGACAACCACGCUGGGAAAUCGCCCAACUUCCAGAAGCCUCGGCCAGACAAGAAGCGCAAAUAUGAAGCACACUUUGAGAUCGUGCACUACGCCGGUGUGGUCCCCUACAGCAUCGUUGGGUGGUUAGAGAAGAACAAGGACCCACUGAAUGAGACAGUCGUCCCCGUCUUCCAGAAGUCCCAGAACAAACUGCUGGCUUCCCUCUAUGAGAGCUACUCUGCCUCUACCACUGCUUCGGCUGAGGGCCCCAAAUCUGGGGUGAAGGAAAAACGGAAGAAGGCGGCAUCGUUUCAGACGGUGUCCCAGGUGCACAAGGAAAACCUCAAUAAACUGAUGACCAACCUGCGGGCCACCCAGCCACAUUUUGUCCGGUGCAUUGUCCCUAAUGAGACCAAGACGCCAGGAGUCAUGGAUGCCUUCCUGGUACUACAUCAGCUUCGCUGCAAUGGGGUUCUAGAGGGAAUCCGCAUCUGCCGCCAGGGUUUCCCCAACCGCCUGCUUUACAUGGACUUCCGACAGCGGUAUCGCAUCCUGAAUCCCAGCGCUGUCCCCGAUGACACCUUUGUGGACAGCAGGAAGGCCACCGAGAAGCUCCUCGGCUCACUGGACAUUGACCACACACAGUACAAGUUUGGUCACACUAAGGUGUUUUUCAGGGCUGGGCUGCUGGCCGUGCUGGAGGAACUUCGGGAUGAGCGCCUGGCCAAGAUCCUGACCUUGCUGCAGGCCAGGAUCCGUGGCCACCUCAUGCGCAUUGAGCAUCAGCACAUGAGAGGGGGAAGGGAUGCCCUCUACACCAUCCAGUGCAAUAUCCGGGCCUUUGCGGCUGUGAAGAACUGGUCCUGGAUGAAGCUCUUCUUCAAGAUGAAGCCCCUGUUGCGCUCAGUGCAGGCUGAGGAGGAGCUGGGCGCCCUGCGGGCUGAGCUCCGGGGGCUGCGGAACUCCCUGUCUGAGGCCGAGGCCAAGAGACAGGAGCUGGAGGAGAAGCACAUCAGCAUUGCCCAGGAGAAGAAUGAUCUGGCUCUGCAGCUGCAGGCGGAGCAGGACAACCUAGCAGAUGCAGAGGAGCGCUGUGACCUUCUGAUCAAGUCCAAGGUGCAGCUGGAGUCCAAGGUGAAGGAGCUGAGUGAGCGGCUGGAGGAUGAGGAGGAGACAAACUCUGACCUUACUGCAAGGAAACGACAUCUGGAGGAUGAGUGUACCGAGCUCAAAAAGGACAUCGACGAUCUGGAGCUGACCCUGGCCAAAGUGGAGAAGGAGAAGCAUGCCACAGAGAAUAAGGUGAAGACCUUGGUGGAAGAGAUGGCAGGGCGGGAUGAAACGAUUACCAGGCUGACCAAGGAGAAGAAAGCCCUGCAGGAAGCCCAUCAGCAAGGGCUGGAUGACUUGCAGACUGAGGAAGACAAGGUCAACACUCUGAGCAAAGCGAAGGUCAAGCUGGAGCAGCAGCUGGAUGAUCUGGAAAGCUCCCUGGAACAAGAGAAGAAAAUGCGCCUGGAUGUGGAAAGGGCCAAGCGGAAGCUAGAGGGGGACCUGAAACUCACCCAGGAGUCAGUGGCAGAUGGAGAGCGUGACCGGCGGCAGCUGGAGGAAAAGCUCAAAAAGAAGGACUUUGAGAUGAGCCAACUCAACUCUCGAAUUGAGGACGAACAGGUGCUGGGAGCCCAGCUGCAGAAAAAGAUCAAGGAACUACAGUCCCGCGGAGAGGAGCUGGAGGAGGAGCUGGAGGCCGAGCGGGCAGCCCGCGCUCGCGUGGAGAAGCAGCGGGCGGAGAGCGCGCAGGAGCUGGAGGAGCUGAGCGAGCGGCUGGAGGAGGCGGGGGGCGCCUCGGCCGGGCAGCGGGAAGGCAGUCGGAAGCUGGAGGCGGAGCUGGGCCGGCUGCGGCGGGAGCUGGAGGAGGCCACGCUGAGGCACGAGGCCACGGCGGCGGCCCUGCGCCGGAGGCAGGCGGACAGCACCGCCGAGCUGGGCGAGCACAUCGACAACCUCCAGCGCGCCCGGCAGAAGCUGGAGAAGGAGAAGAGCGAGCUCAGGAUGGAGGUGGACGACCUCAGCGCCAACGUGGAGGCCCUGACCCGGAGCAAGACCAACACAGAGAAGCUCUGUCGGGCCUCAGAGGAUCAUCUGAGCGAAGCCAAGGUCAAGAUCGAUGAGCUGCAGAGGCAGCUGGCCGACGUGACCGCCCAGCGGGGGAGACUGCAGACUGAGAAUGGAGAAUUGAGCCGGCUGCUGGAGGAGAAGGAGUCUCUGAUCAGUCAGCUAAGCCGCGGGAAGAUCUCGGUGACCCAGAGCCUAGAGGAGCUGAGGCGGCAGCUGGAGGAGGAGACCAAGGCGAAGAGUGCGCUGGCCCACACGGUGCAGGCGUCUCGGCAUGACUGCGAGCUGCUCAGGGAGCAGCACGAGGAAGAGGCGGAGGCGCAAGCCGAGCUGCAGCGGCUCCUGUCCAAGGCCAACGCCGAGGUGGCCCAGUGGAGGAGCAAGUACGAGGCGGAUGCCAUCCAGAGGACCGAGGAGCUGGAGGAGGCCAAGAAGAAGUUGGCGGCCAGGCUUCAGGAGGCCGAGGAGGUUGCAGAGGCAGCCCACGCGCGGUGCUCGUCCCUGGAGAAGGCCAAGCUGCGGCUGCAGACGGAGGUGGACGAUGUGAGCCUGGAGCUGGAGCGCUCCACCUCGGCAGCAGCCGCCCUGGACAAGAAGCAGCGCCUUCUGGAGCGGGCCCUGGAGGAACGGAGGCGUCAGGAGGAGGAGACUCAGCGGGAGCUGGAGGCCGCCCAGAGAGAGGCCAGGAGCCUGGGCUCGGAGCUCUUCAGACUCCGGCACAGUCAUGAGGAGGUGCUCGAAGCCCUGGAGACUCUCAAAAGGGAGAAUAAGCACCUCCAGGAGGAAAUCAGUGACCUCACUGACCAGAUCAGCCUCAGUGGGAAGAAUUUGCAGGAGCUGGAGAAAGUGAAGAAAGCACUGGAAGGAGAGAAGAGUGAGCUCCAGGCCGCGCUGGAGGAAGCUGAGGGGGCCUUGGAGCUGGAGGAGACAAAGACUCUGCGGAGCCAGCUGGAACUGUCUCAGGUGAAGGCUGACAUGGACCGCAAGCUGGCAGAGAAGAAUGAAGAGAGUGAGAACCUCAGGCGCAAUCACCAGCGCACAGUGGAAUCCCUGCAGGCGUCGCUGGAUGCUGAGGGCCGGGCGCGGAACGAGGCACUGAGGCUUAAAAAGAAGAUGGAAGGGGACCUGAACGAGCUGGAGCUGCAGCUGGGUCACGCGACCCGCCAGGCCAGCGAGGCCCACGCAGCUACUCGCCUGCUGCAAGGCCAGCUCAAGGAUGCCCAGGUGGCCCAGGACGAGGCACAGCGUGUGGCCGGGGAGCUUCGGGAACAGGCCCAGGCCUUGGAGCGUAGGAAUGGGCUGUUGCUGGCAGAGCUGGAGGAGCUCCGGGCAGUGCUGGAGCAGGGCGAGAGGGCCCGCAGACUAGCUGAGCAAGAGCUGCUUGAGGCCACUGAGAGGAUCAACCUACUGCACUCCCAGAACACAGGCCUGGUCAGCCAGAAGAAGAAAUUAGAGGCUGAUGUGUCACAACUCAGUAGCGAGGUAGAAGAGGCCGUGCAGGAAAGCCGUGAAGCUGAGGAGAAGGCGAAGAAAGCCAUCACUGACGCUGCUAUGAUGGCUGAGGAGCUGAAGAAGGAACAGGAUACCAGUGCCCACUUGGAGCGGAUGAAAAAGACACUGGAGCAGACAGUGAGGGAGCUACAGGUUCGGCUGGAUGAAGCUGAGCAGGUGGCCCUCAGGGGUGGCAAGAAGCAGGUCCAGAAGUUGGAAGCAAAGGUACGGGAACUGGAGCUGGAGUUGGAUGGGGAACAGAAGAAGAACGUGGAGGCCCAGAAAGGCAUUCGCAAACAUGAGCGCCGAGUGAAGGAGCUCACCUAUCAGGCUGAGGAAGACAGGAAAAACCUGGCGCGGAUGCAGGACCUUAUUGAGAAGCUACAGAGCAAAGUCAAGAGCUAUAAGCGCCAGUUUGAGGAGGCGGAGCAACAGGCCAAUUCCAACCUGGUGAAAUAUCGGAAGGCUCAGCACGAGCUCGACGAUGCAGAGGAACGGGCAGACAUUGCAGAAACCCAGGUUAACAAGCUCCGGGCUCGCACUCGGGAUGCCCUGACCCCGAAGCAUAAAGAGUGAAGGCACGGAGGCCCACGAGCCCUUAGAGGCCUACGAUCUGAAGAGAAGUGGUUGCUGCAACAGCACCAUGGACCCCUGACUCACUGCUUCCUUAUCCUAUCUGGAGGACCUUCAACUCCAUAACUUACCAUAAUUUUCCCUCCAAUCCCUUCAAAUUUCCCAAAUAAAUGCAACUUUCUCAAACCCAGAAUGCUUCUCGUUCCUUUUGCUUGAGGGAAGGGGAGACUAAGAGUAAUGAAGAACCUGAGGGUUGGACUCAGGCCCCCGGGGAAAAUCUGUACAAAGGGAGGAAAACUGGGCCUAGAGCACAUCCCUAGUCUAUCCAGUCUCCCAGAGCCUAGCAUUGCUUACCCAAACAAAGGUCAGUUCCACACCCCUCACUUAAAAUACUUUAAUACUCUCCAUCUAAUAAUCAGUUUAUUUGCUGUUAAUAAAUUGGCAAUACUGUGGUGCGGUCCUCAUCCUUGGGGAAGGGGAAGAGCUUUUCCAGGGAGAGCUGAUCUGUGUGGGGCGACUGGGGGCGAAGUCCCUCAGAGGAAGGACUGAGUCAUUCAAGGGAUACAACUCCAUGACAAUUGAAUUUAAAGAAGACAACCUUUUUCCUUUCCCAGACCUAUUGGCAGAACUCCAGGGAGCAUGGGGCUGUUGGACCAAGGCAUUGGGACCCAGCCCUCCCUGGGGAAGAUACCCAGCUCUGCUGGGGGCAGCUCCCUUGAGUC
Messenger RNA from Sarcophilus harrisii (Tasmanian devil), 6203 nucleotides. Its product is annotated as myosin-7B. The transcript has 39 exons. Gene Ontology annotation, molecular function: protein binding; ATP binding; cytoskeletal motor activity. The record is from RefSeq and is a predicted model, not a curated record. Gene Ontology annotation, cellular component: myosin complex. The annotation marks the transcript as partial. NCBI's taxonomy places the organism in Eukaryota, Metazoa, Chordata, Mammalia, Dasyuromorphia, Dasyuridae.